Messenger RNA from Heterotrigona itama, 791 nucleotides. The record is from the annotation of a GenBank genome assembly. Lineage: Eukaryota; Metazoa; Arthropoda; Insecta; Hymenoptera; Apidae.
GGACUUGUAAUAUGCUUCAUAAAGGUCCACGUCCAUUAGUUUUGUGUGGUCCUUCAGGAAGUGGCAAAAGUACUCUCAUAAAGAAACUUUUUGAAGAAUUUCCAGAUACGUUUGGUUAUUCCGUAUCUCAUACAACUAGAAAUCCUAGAGAGGGUGAGGAAGAUGGAAAACAUUACUACUUUACUACUAAGGAUAAAAUGCAAAAGCAGAUAGAACAGAAUGAAUUUCUUGAAACUGCCGUAUAUAGUGGGAAUAUGUACGGUACCAGCAAACGUGCAGUAGAGGAUGUACAGGAAGCAGGCAAAAUUUGUGUAUUAGAUGUUGAUAUGCAAGGUAUAAAGCAAAUAAAACAAAGUUCUUUAGAUCCCUUUUAUAUAUUUAUUAAACCACCAUCUAUCGAGGAAUUGGAGAAAAGGUUAAGAGCUAGGAAAACAGAAACUGAAGAUACCUUGCAGCGAAGAUUAUCUGUUGCUAGAACAGAGAUAGAAUAUGGUAAGUGUCAUAAGUUAAUUUAUUGUUUUCUUAAAAACUUGAAUGCAUUUGAUAUGUACCUUUAUGUUAAACAAAGAAAUACCGUCAGAAUUAUUUUAGGAGAGAAGUCUGGUAAUUUUGAUAUAGUGAUUGAAAAUGAUAAUUUUUCUAAGGCAUAUGAGGAACUAAAAAAAUUUGUGAUGUCAAACCUGAAGCAAGGUGAAACAGGUAUAGUAAAUAGUAUAUACAUAUCAUAUAGUUACUAGUUAACAACAUUUAUAUCUGUUUUCAAUACUUUACAGGAUAUUAAACAUGUUUCC